GCGGGCGGCCCCAUGCCCCGCCGCACACGGAGCCCCCCCCGCGGCGCGGCCCAGCCGGGCGGCGGCUCCCGCCUGGGAAACUGGCUCAAAGAGUUGCUAUGAAGUGCCCUGGACCUCCAGAGAGCUCGAGACUUGCCUGCUUCCUGGAAAAUGCCUUAGCCAGAGAGACUAGGAUUUGGAAAGUGCCAGUUUUCCACCACCUCACCCUGAAGGGUACAGAUAUCUCUCCGUCAUGUUACGAGAAAACAGUUCUCUGGAUUGCAGAAAUCAGCUCUCAGUUCCAGUUCUGCCCCGAAACAUUCGCCUUAGCUGUCAGCAUCCUCAACCGGUUAUUGGCGUCGGUAAAGGCCCAAUUAAAAUAUCUUCAGUGCAUAGCAAUUUCCUGCCUUGUCCUCGCAGCAAAAACCAACGAAGAAGAUGAGGUAAUACCAUCGGUGAAGAUGCUCGCAGUGCAGAGUGGUUGUAAACGCUCUCCAGCUGAGAUCUUGAGAAUGGAAAGAAUUAUACUAGAUAAGCUUCACUGGGAUCUUUACACGGCAACACCAAUGGAUUUCUUAAACAUUGUAAGCACUAAGUUUUGAUUUUUUUUGUUUAAAGAAACAGCUUAUCAAAUAAUACUAGAAAACACGUAUGCACGCACGUACACACCCACACAUCCUUCCCCCAGUGCUUUGCAAACUGCCAGCUCUUAGCUAUCUGCAAGCCUUUUGACGAAUGCUACAGUGAUUUUUUAUUAUUAUUCUUUUUUAAAUUAACUGCUAUUUAAAACCUUUCAUUUUGCUCAAAAAAAUUACUCCCAUCUUUAAAGGACAACUAAAACGGACAUUAAAAAGAUUCCUGUAAAGCACAACUAUACGCCGUUUUUAUUUUUUUUAAAUACACACUGCAAAAAUAUUUCUAACUAUCUCCAUUCUAUUAAUACUGUACAUAGAAAGCUGUCAGUUUUGCUACAUUUCACACACAGGUUUUUCUUAAACCAUUUUCCUUUUCAUUCCACUGAUAAUUCACCCUUGUUUUAUGCAAUUAGACCACCCCAACCUGGCACUUAGUUCCCCUUGCAGUUACUAAAUAUUUGAUAGAAACAAUUAAACUUUGUCUUCAAGAAACGAUCAUGUGCUAGUAAGGCAAAAAUCAUGUCAUACAAACAUCCUGGAUCCCUUUUAUAAGGUUAUGUGCAAAUAUUAAGCCAUCUUAGGCUGCUGAUUGUAAAAACUGCCUUUCUUAGGUGCUUGUUUCCUCACGGAAUUCAGAGUACAUUGUCACUGGUUUUACUCUACGCAUGUCUGCUGGUCUGAACUGAAUCUCCAAGAUAGCAAUCUGGAUAACAUAGAAACUUCAGAAGUUGUUAGGAAACACAGACCUUUUACAUUCAUUAUAAGCUGAAAAACAGUUCAGUGGUUGGCAAGUACAAACACAAAACACAAAAAAAAA
Oxyura jamaicensis (ruddy duck) is the source of this 1431-nucleotide messenger RNA. It is a transcript of the gene CCNI2, whose product is annotated as cyclin I family member 2. The transcript has 6 exons. NCBI's taxonomy places the organism in Eukaryota, Metazoa, Chordata, Aves, Anseriformes, Anatidae. The record is from RefSeq and is a predicted model, not a curated record. Gene Ontology annotation, molecular function: cyclin-dependent protein serine/threonine kinase regulator activity. Bases 99 to 581 code for a protein of 160 amino acids. Gene Ontology annotation, cellular component: nucleus; cyclin-dependent protein kinase holoenzyme complex; cytoplasm. Gene Ontology annotation, biological process: mitotic cell cycle phase transition; regulation of cyclin-dependent protein serine/threonine kinase activity.